Molecule: messenger RNA, 471 nt
Organism: Lactuca saligna
Lineage: Eukaryota; Viridiplantae; Streptophyta; Magnoliopsida; Asterales; Asteraceae
Source: the annotation of a GenBank genome assembly
AUGAACACCGCACCGGGGGUGCGGGAAGCAAUGCGCGGGGAGGAGGUGGGGGUGGGUUUGCCUCAUUCUCACUCCUGUUCCGAUUGGGGAUCAAUUUUGUUUUGUUCCAACGGAACUGUGCCCCAGGAGCGGACUCCGACGAUCAAGUUAGAUCGACUGAUAGAUCUGAGAUGGUUCUCCUUAGCUGGAGAGAAUCAUCUUGGUGCAGUCAUUGGUACACAAGAGUAUAAGGCAAAUAGAAGAGAAUUACACAAUCACGACAUUCAUCACGCCCUUCGUGCUGAUUUGGUGGAGCACGUUUAUAUGACUCAUAUUCAGCCACCAAUAGAGUAUUGUUACGAUGAUUUGUUUGACAAAUCAGACGAUGAUUUUGAUAUGUUCGUCGAGAGCCAAGAUUCCGAUGACGAGGGUGCCGUUCAGGAGAAUGAUGAAGACUAUGAGGUCGAUGAUGAGGACGAUGAUUCCGAGUGA